CUUAACACACAACACUGACGAAUUAAGAAUCAGAUAAUGCUUUAUCAGAUUCUGUUUCUGCCUUAAACAAUACACCCGCAAAUUUUUAGAAGAAGAUACAGCAUUGUGUCUUUCUAAGUCUAUUUUCUAAAAAGAAAAGUCGUUUUCAACUAUAUUAGUUGAUAGUAAUUUGUGGUUUGACGAAAGUGACUAUAAUAUCUUUUUUACCAAAAAGGCAUGUUCCUUUUUUAAUCGCGAAAACUAUCUAAGCCGCUGUUAUUUCAAAUCCAAGAUAUUUCUUUUCUUGUGUUAACCUAGUAUUUAUCGAUUUUCUGACGACGUUUGUUUUUUGGGAUUUGAUUUUCUUUUGGGUUGGGAAAAAUGUUCCGAGGAUAUGUUCAGACUUCUUCUGGAGUAUGUCAGUCACUCUUAAAAAAUCAUUGUGGAAAUAUAACAUGUUCGAAAUUUAUGCGAGGCCUAUUGCUGGUUCCGGUAAAUGAAAACUAUUCAUUAAAGACCAGCGUAGGAGCCUGUCGCCAAUAUUCUAAUCGGCGAAGGUACUCUACAGCAAAACGAUUUUUGGGUCACAUUUCAUAUCAUUUAUCUCAAGGAAAAUGCCUUUCAGGGUCAUCUCUUUCCGCGUCCAAUUUACUACCCUCUUUUUUCUCAGUGAACGAGCAACUGCAGACGUUAUUGAGGAAUCCUGCCUUUCAGCAUCUUCAUAUCAAGCUUGAUGAAUUAAAUUAUGAUGAAUGUUUUUCUACUCAAAAUACCGCCCCUAAAAAAAAGGUUUCCUUUACUCCUUCAACCGUUAAUUUUGCUUCUCUUGAUCCUCUUCUUUCCGACAGUCCAACAACACCCCACCCACCUUCGUUUGUUCAGCCUCAUCCCCCGUUUCAUGUUUUUGCUGCUCCUAUAUUAAAUGUUCGCACUUUAACCAAUCCUGGCGCUAUAAAACGUACAUAUAAUGUCACACUAGAUAUCUCAAAAUACCCUUUGAAAGAAGGCAGUGAUUGGAAGAUUGGAGGAUCCUUUGGUGUUAUGCCUCCUAACCCAGAUAAUGAAAUAUUUCGUUUAGCCCAUCUGCUAAAUGUCCCUUUAAACGAAUUGUAUGAUCCCAAAACCCUUCAUACUUCCGGUGGACGAUGGCCCACUAUAUGGGGAGAAGAAAAACCUCGCUCAUUAGAAAUUUCCAUAUAUCACGUUCUUAAAUGGUGUUCAGAUUUUCUUUCGAGGCCGCCGUCCAAAGAUUUUUAUCGCCUUUUAGCAAAACAUUCUAAGAAUCCGAUUGAGCAUCAUAUUCUCCUUGGACUUUCGAACUGUUCUCAAAAUAUUUGUUCUGAAAAUGUUUCCAUUUCAGAUGUUUUAGAGGCCUUUCCAAAUUCACGUCCAUCCAUAGAUGAAGUUAUUUCCUUACUUCCUCAAUUAAUGCCUAGAUGGUACUCUAUAUCCAAUGAUCCUGACCUUGGUAAAGGAGUCUUGGAAAUGGCGUUCACGGUACAAGAAUUUGCAGGUCCGGAUGGACAGAUGCGUACUGGCGUCUGUUCUGGAUUUCUAGAAAAUAUGGCUUUGGAAUUUAUAAAGUCUGAGCAAAAUGGCACUUUGAAUACUAAAAAGUUCACAUUACCGAUGUUUCGUGGUGUCCAGCAAAAUCCAUUUGCGAAGGAAUUCCACAAUGACGGACCAAUGUGCCUGAUAGGUGCGGGUGUAGGCAUUGCUCCGUUCCGUGGCUUCGUUCAAAGACGUCUUGCAAACGCAGCUUGUACAGGAAAGGUUUGGAUUAUCCAGGGGUGUCGCGAUCAAACACUGGAUGAACUCUACCACGGCGAAUGGAAUACUAUACCUGGUCAUCACACCAAUCCGAAGUGUCGUGCGAAGAAAUUAGUAGUUGAGUCGAGAAAUGGAAGACGUGAAUAUGUUCAAGAUGCAGUUCGCAGACAUGGAAAAGUUAUCUGGGAUGUCAUUAAUCAUAAAAAUGGUCGUAUAUAUCUUUGUGGUUCCGGAAAAGCCUUUGCCGUUGAAAUUGAAAAGGCUAUCAUCGACGUUACCAUGAAAUAUAGCGGCUGUACAAAAGAAGAAGCAGUUCGUCAAUUAAAGUAUUGGCAAAGUCCCAUAAAUUACAAGUUUGUCAAAGAAGUUUGGUAAUGCCUUAUUAUUGGUUGUAAGAAGAAAGAUCAUAUGCUUACCACUACUAACGAUUUUAAUGAUGAACGCACUUAUUUUAUUUAUUACAUACUAUCACACAUGAAUAUUAGUCCAUAUAGAAGGAAUAAGACGGUAGAAUAAAGUAAGCCAGUUCCGUAGUAAUAAUAUACUGGUGGCGUGACAUGUAGAAGAGAAA
Molecule: messenger RNA, 2320 nt
Organism: Schizosaccharomyces octosporus yFS286
Lineage: Eukaryota; Fungi; Ascomycota; Schizosaccharomycetes; Schizosaccharomycetales; Schizosaccharomycetaceae
Product: FAD binding protein
Exons: 1
Coding region: 361-2124 (587 amino acids)
Biological process (GO): homocysteine metabolic process
Cellular component (GO): cytosol
Molecular function (GO): [methionine synthase] reductase (NADPH) activity; flavin adenine dinucleotide binding; FMN binding
Source: RefSeq, a predicted model, not a curated record